Messenger RNA from Paramecium pentaurelia, 1227 nucleotides. NCBI's taxonomy places the organism in Eukaryota, Ciliophora, Oligohymenophorea, Peniculida, Parameciidae. The record is from the annotation of a GenBank genome assembly.
AUGUUUAAAAAGAAAUAAAGUCCAAAAACGAAUGGUUGUCACCAAUUAUUUACAUAUAAAAGGACUACAUAAAUCAACACGAUCCAAUAGACUUAUAAUUAUAACACUAAUAACUAACCAUAGUAAGCUAUUUUCAUAAGUAACUUGAUGUAAAAACCACCUUACAAUUAAAUUAUAUAUAAGAAAUAGAUAGUUUGUAAGCAAUAAACUCAUUGGAAACCUUUAUAAUAAACUAUUUAAGAAAAAAAUUGUAAUUAUUAGUAUUUUUGUAAGUAUAAUUAAAUAAAAAGUUCAAAUAAUGUAAUACCUUAUGAGGAAACUACUAAAAAUGUAAAGCCUAAUUAUUAAAAUAUUAAAAAUGUAGUUCCUAAUGAUUAAAAUGCUCAAGAUUUAAUAACUAAUGAUGGAAAUGCUAAAGAUUUAAUAACUAAUGAUGGAAAUGCUAAAGAUUUAAUAACUAAUGAUGAAAAUGCUAAAGAUUUAAUAACUAAUGAUGAAAAUGCUAAAGAUUUAAUAACUAAUGAUGAAACUAUUAAUCAAAAAAUUUCCAAUGAUUUUAAUAAUAUGACAAUUAGUAAUCAAUCUUUUAAUACAUCUACUUUUAGUUCUGAAGAAUUUUGUGAAGAAACAAUUCCUUUGUCACUUAUUAUAGGCUAGGCAGGCAACGGGAAAACAUAAAUAAUGAGGAAGAUUUUUGAUGAAGAUGUAAGAAUUCAACUUUUUAAACCUAUAUUAUAAGAAUAAUUGAGAUAUUAUUUUGUUGAUACUUCAUCGUUUGAUUUUGAUUCAGAUUAUGAUUCAAGAGAAGAACAGAUUGAAAAUUAUAAGAAUUUGCUUAGAGAAUAUCCAAAUAGAGUUAGAUCAAUUUUGAUAGUAGUGAACUUUGAGAGAACAGAUUUAAUGAAAAAAAAAGUCAUAAAUAUUAAUAAAUACUUUUCAAAAUUUAAAAACUUGUUUACUCUCGUAAUAACUAAGUUUAAUUUGAGUGAAGAUAUUUAAAGAGAUAAGGAACAACUAAAGCAAAGUUUUAAAUUUUUGUAAGCCUAAAACAUUAUAUUUGUUGGUGAUGAUACAAAAAAAUAAAAAUUAUUGAAAGAUUUAAGAGCAAAGAGUUUACCGCGUUUAGAGGAUGGUUACGAAUUUAAUUCAGUUGACACGUUAUUUGAAGAGGAAGAUGAAGAAGAAUUAAAAAAAUUAUAGAAUGACUUACUAAAGAAAUUUAAUUGA